AGUCCAGGAACACAGGCUGAUCUGAAACUGGGUCGGUACGUAAUUACCUACCUCUCAGGUAUGUCGGGUACCUCCCCCAACGGUCCAUGCGCGAGGUGAGGCAAGCUGAGCCGCACUCAUUCCCUACUAUGUAAACGGGUUUCUUAAAUACGGAAACUCCGCAACAUUGAAUGUUCAUGGGUUGCGCAAUACAUUAUGCGCCUUUGUCCGACGUCAAUCGGUUACGCUCUGUAUUUGGUCGGGCAAGAUGCCUUACCUCGGUGGGAAGGUACAGUGCUAUACGUACUUAACUCUAACGGUUGGCAGUUGGCAGACGGCUGGUAUGAAUCCCGUCGUUGUUGCGUACCUAGUUACGUAAUACAUUUUGAACCUCUCGACAAUCGCGACUGCACGACUGCCUACCGCUUCAACUUUUGCUUUCUAUUCGUAAGGGCUCCAGCCGGAAACCAGACCAGGCGACCACCAUGACUGGAACUGUCGGGGAGCUACCUCCAGAGGUCCAGCUUGCCACUUCCUCCCAUGUCAAAUAUAUCCAGAGCUUGGAUACCCGGAAGGACGAGUAUGAUUACUGGCUUACGGAACACCUCCGACUAAAUGGUCUCUACUGGGGUUUGGCGGCCCUCCAUCUACUGGGCCACCCGCAGGCCCUUCCACGAGAGGAGACAAUAGACUUUGUCCUGUCAUGUCAGCACGAGAACGGCGGGUUCGGAGCUGCUCCGAGCCACGACGCACACAUGCUCUAUACCGUCAGUGCGGUGCAGAUUCUCGCCAUGAUAGAUGCAUUGGACGAACUCGAGAAGAGGGGGAAGGGCAAGGCACUGGUUGGGAAGUUUAUUGCCGACCUGCAGAACAGAGACACCGGUACCUUUGCUGGGGACGAAUGGGGCGAGCAAGACACUCGCUUCCUCUACGGCGCGCUCAACGCGCUGUCCCUCCUCGGGCUUCUUCACCUGGUUGAUGUCGACAAGGCUGUAGAUUACGUCGUUGCCUGCGGCAACUUCGAUGGCGGGUACGGCGUCAGUCCGGGCGCCGAAUCCCACGCUGGCCAGAUAUUCACCUGCGUCGCCGCCUUGUCCAUCGCAGGGAGGCUGGACCUCGUCGACGCUGAUAAGCUCGGCAGGUGGCUCAGUGAGAGACAGAUCGCCGGAGGUGGGCUAAACGGCAGGCCCGAGAAGAAAGAGGAUGUUUGCUAUAGUUGGUGGGUUCUGAGCAGUCUCGAAAUGAUUGGCAGGACCCAUUGGAUUGAUAGGGACCAGCUUAUUUCUUUCAUUCUGAGAUGCCAGGACCCCGAACAAGGGGGUAUCUCCGACCGACCAGGAAAUAUGGUUGAUGUAUGGCAUACCCUCUAUGCCAUCGCCGGGUUAAGCCUACUGGAAUAUCCGGGACUCGCACCUGUUUCCGCGUCUUAUUGUAUGCCGAAAUCGACUAUCGAAAGGAUUUUGGGCAAACAAGACUAGGUCAACCCAUCUUUCGGGUUGUAGAUGAAGUUGAAUGCCAUUGAUAAUUUGAGCAAUGA
Phialemonium atrogriseum is the source of this 1516-nucleotide messenger RNA. RefSeq names its product terpenoid cyclases/protein prenyltransferase alpha-alpha toroid. Bases 465 to 1457 code for a protein of 330 amino acids. Gene Ontology annotation, cellular component: Rab-protein geranylgeranyltransferase complex. The record is from RefSeq and is a predicted model, not a curated record. Gene Ontology annotation, biological process: protein geranylgeranylation. Lineage: Eukaryota; Fungi; Ascomycota; Sordariomycetes; Cephalothecales; Cephalothecaceae. The transcript has 2 exons. Gene Ontology annotation, molecular function: Rab geranylgeranyltransferase activity.